Molecule: messenger RNA, 2583 nt
Organism: Paramecium tetraurelia
Lineage: Eukaryota; Ciliophora; Oligohymenophorea; Peniculida; Parameciidae
Exons: 3
Biological process (GO): phosphorelay signal transduction system; phosphorylation
Molecular function (GO): transferase activity, transferring phosphorus-containing groups
Source: RefSeq, a predicted model, not a curated record
AUGAAAGUUGUGAUUUUCUUUGAAGUUAUCAUAUCGUUUGAAAUCAUUUGGAAUUUGAUUUUUAGAAUGGAGAAUGAUAAACUGGGAUUUAUUUUGAGCGCUGUAGUUCUGCAUUAUAUAAAUUUUUUGAUCAAAUGCAUCUUAAUCAAUCUAGAAUGCCAGAAGUGGUAAUUUUGGGGUGCCUUAAUUGUGAGUGAGUCGAUAAGCAUGGGAUUAUUAAGCAUGCAGUGGUAGAACAAAAUAGAUCUGAUACAAGUAAAUAUUGAUGUAUAGAAGGUUUUAAUAGUUAUAUAAUGUGGAUGGGGAUUGAAUAUACAAUAAUACUAUAUUCCUGGAAUGCUCUUAGGGUUGUACUCCUUGAUACUGGAAUUUUUUAAAUAAGGAUCUUCAAUAUACGAUUUGAUCAAAACUAUCAUUAUUCUGAUUCUUUGUGUGCUCCUGGCUUAUAAGAUGAGGCCAGAACAGCAUAAGGAUAUGGAGGCUUCUCCGAUUCCAAAGGUGGAACUUCAAAUGUCAAUAAAGUUUGAUAUAAAGAAUCACAUUCUUGAAUUAGUUCCGUGGCUAACCGAAUAAAAAUUUAUAGUUUUUAAUGACAAAAUGCUCGUGCUUUACGAGUAGGCUCAAUUACUAUAAUUUUUCGACAGUUCUGUUGACGAGGAGGAGGAAAUGAGUGACUCAAAACUGGUGAAACAAUUGUUGGAUUGCAAAUGUGACUCCUUAUCCACUGGGUUACUCAAACUUUUAUAGGGUCCAUAACCCAAAAAAAGAGCAUUUUUGAAGCCUGAUUUGAAAUCGAUUUGUUAGACUCUCUUAGAGAAUGGCAACUCUAUCUACAACUAUUAUUCAGCUGGAGAAAUAGAAAGUAAACAGUUUAAAUUGCAGAACUUUAAAUUCAAUUUUAUAAUCUUGAGUGACAUCAGUUAAUUUGAGAACAUUCUCAUUCUCCACAUUGAACAAUAGUUGGAACGCAAGAACUAAUUUAGUAAGUCUUUGCACACCAUAAGUGUUCAUUAAAACCAUUCAAGUGCUAACAACUCUAAGACCGUAGACAACAAUACUAUUUCCAGUUCAUUACUCUAUAACAUCUUUUAGUCUGUUUCGCAUGAAUUUGGGACCUACUUGAAUUGUAUAAUGACUGUUAGUAGAGAAGCCUUGAAUAGUUCUAUGAUAAAGAAGGAAAUAAAAGAUGUGUUUUUCGAUCCCAUUUAGAUUAACUCGCAAUUAUUAAAUUACAUCCUACGUAACAUUCGAGAUUACAAUUCCAUCCUAUUACAACAAUUCACCUUAAAACUCUAAGAAUUUAGUCCCCAUUAAACUAUUAUGGAAAUCAUAACUCUAAUGGAUAAACAAUUAAAUUUCCGAUCAAACAAGGUCUAAGUUGAUUGUCCUGUCGAUUUAAAGGUAUAUAACGAUGCUGAGAGAUACAAAUAAAUAAUUUAUUAAUUACUCUCAAAUUCUGCCCGAUUCACUUCAGAAGGUACAAUAACUAUUGAAGUUACUUUGAAUCAAGACAAACUAAAAACCAAAAUUACAGAUACUGGCAUUGGUAUGAGUAUAUCAGAAUCUCAAAAAUUAAGUGAGAUGUUAAAAGACAAUAAAAAAAUGUUGAGAGUAUCUUCGAAUUCAGUUGGUUGUGGAUUGGGUUUAAGCAUUUCAAAUGCUAUCGUGUAGAAGAUGCAUGGAAAAAAAGGAUUAGAAUUCAAGUCUACGUAGAACAAAGGAACUGAGUUCUAAUUUUCAAUUAGAAAUUCUCAAUAAUUAUAUAAUGAGAGUGCGUAUCAAACUAGUUAAACUUAUUUAAAAAUAGUCAAUCAAAUUUACUAUGUCGAAUAGCAACCUUCAGAAGCCUCAAUCAAGCAAAUGUUGGCCUCUAAAUAUGAAGCCAGUUUGCGUAGUCAAAGCAAUAGUGGGGGGAUGCAUAGAGGACAAAGACACAUUAAGAGUUUCUCAAUUAGAAAGCAUUCAGCAGAAACCUAAUAAUAGUUUUUACAUCGGAUCACUGACAUUAAUCAGAUUAAACAGGAUAUCGAUGCUGAUUAGAAUGAUGAUGAAGAGGAGGAAGAAAAUGAGAAUGAUCCCAGCUUAUAUAAGCAAUCUUUAAUCGUAAUACCAAGUCUAGAAACCAAUUUUAAAACUUAAAUUGUACAAUAUGACAUUAGUUCUAAAUGUUGUAGUAGGGUUUUGAUUGUAGAUGAUGAAGUUUUCAAUAUCAUCUCAAUGUAACUUAUUCUUUCAAAAUUUUCAGUCAAAAGUGACAAAGCUUGCAAUGGUUUGGAGGCCAUUCGGAAAUGCGAGGAGAAGAAGCUCAAACCAUGCAAAAUCUGUUCUUGUGGAGGAUAUGCAGCCAUUUUUUUAGACAUUAAUAUGCCUCUCAUGAAUGGAAUCGAUACUGUAAGAAUAAUCAAAAAAAAAAUCAAUGAAGGUUCCAUUCCAAGGGGACUUUGCAUAGCUAACACUGGUUAUUGUGAUUUUGAAACCAAAAAAUUUGCUAUCGCUUAAGGUAUGGAUUAUUACUUCACUAAACCCAUCGAUGUCAAAGAGCUAGAGGCAUACUUGAAAGCUAAAUUUCCUAUUAACUUAUGA